Aspergillus aculeatinus CBS 121060 is the source of this 1365-nucleotide messenger RNA. RefSeq names its product putative nuclear envelope protein Brr6. The transcript has 3 exons. The record is from RefSeq and is a predicted model, not a curated record. The coding region runs from base 1 to 1365 and encodes 454 amino acids. Gene Ontology annotation, cellular component: nuclear membrane; nuclear envelope. Gene Ontology annotation, biological process: lipid homeostasis; nuclear envelope organization. Lineage: Eukaryota; Fungi; Ascomycota; Eurotiomycetes; Eurotiales; Aspergillaceae.
AUGGAGCCGCGAACGGCGGAAAGUCCGAUGGACUUCGAGUGGCAGUCCAAACCCCCCGGAGAUGUGACGUCGCCCUUUUACCAGGUCGGCAUGAAGCAUGACAACCAGAGGAAACGCCCUCACAGUAUUUUCGAUUCCCCUGGAAAGAAGUCCCUACCUGCCCUCCGAGAGCCGAAUUCGCAACCCUACCUCUUUUCUCAACCUAGAACCCAGCAGCCACCGGGCACCCCUAAGCCCGCCUUCAGCCACGCAGCUUUCAUGACCCCUCGCAAAUUCGAUGUCGACUUCUCAUCCGGCGCCGAAAACAUGUCCUCCCCCGAGCAUGCCGACAACGAAGACACCCCCGAUCAACCUACGAAGUCAGGACACCGCAACUCGUUGUACAGCAUGUACGGUCGGUUUGCACCUAGCCCCGGCCGCGGAGAAAUCCCUCGCGUGAGCCACUACUCGAACGCACUGGCGCGACGUGUUCAGAAGAGACGUCGCAGGGAUAAGGCGCUAGAUGUACAGCUGAGGAAGGAGGAUAGUGAUGAUGAGAGUGACAAUCCGGACGCAGGACCCCUGAAGAGUACAAAGACACGGCAGGAUCAAACACAGCCUGAAGGCCAAUCUGGAUCGCGUUUGGCCUCGUUUUCGGAUUUCUUCGCCCUGCUGGAAGCGCACCCGAAUAUCCCGAGCAUUCUCUCGUGGUGGGCGCAGUUGGUGGUGAACCUUUCGUUGUUCUCGCUUGCCGUCUACGUGGUUUUUGGCUUCGUUUCUGCUAUCCGCGCUGAAUUUGAUCAGGCGGCGGAGGAGGUGUCGGAUACUAUUCUGGCGGAGAUGGCGGCAUGUGCGAAGAGCUAUGUUGACAAUCGAUGCGCCGGCGGCGAUCGUCUUCCAGCGCUGGAGACCGUGUGUGAGAACUGGGAACGAUGCAUGAAUCGGGACCCGGCCAAGGUUGGCCGUGCCAAAGUAUCGGCGCAUACGAUGGCAGUGAUCAUCAACAGCUUCAUUGAUCCGAUCAGUUGGAAAGCGAUUUUGUUCUUUCUAGCUACUAUUUCGACCGUCACCGUCGUCAGCAACUGGUCCUUCCGAUCCUUCCGCAACCGCUACAACCAACAUGAUUACUCUCAUCCCGCCCCAGCUUUCACAAGACAGGCCUCCGGUCAGCAUCAUCCGCCGAUCGCUCAAUCGCAGUACUCCUACCAGCAUGACCCAGGUUACGGGUACAUGGGCCCUCAGGGUCAGGGGUCAGUCUCCGGAUUUGAAAAACAAGAUGCACCCCUGCUUCUGGAACAACCGCAAGGAAAGGGAUUUGCGACCGAACGGGGCCGUAGCCGGGAUUCCCGCCUACGCACCCCAAGUCCAGUCAAGCGAUUGCUGUGA